UGAUCUACUGACUUCUACUCUACUUUUAUACAAAGAUCGAAGAAGAAGGGGACGAACCGAGGCGGAUAUAGUCGACCAAAAUGAUCGGGGAUCUUUUAAUUGUGGGCACUCUGCUCAUGAACGCUGGCGCUGUGCUCAACUUUAAACUAAAGAAGAGGGAAACACAGUCUCAAGGCUUUGGCGAUGAAUCUGGAUCAUCCAGUACUGGUGACAACAUUAGAGAGUUUUUGCUGAGUCUGCGGUACUUUCGCAUAUUCAUAGCCCUUUGGAACAUUUUCAUCAUGUUUUGCAUGAUUGUGUUAUUUGGAUCAUAAUACAUGGCUGUUACACUGAGGAUAUCUACGGACACAAACAAAUUAUAAUUAUUGGGCAGAUCUCAUGUAAUGGUUAUUUUGUAAUGGUGUAGAAUGUCUUUAGUUAUUAUACAUAGUCUCACCAGGCAUCUGUAUAUUUUGUACAAAAGUGUGUAUGAUUAUUAUUGCUUUUACUUUUUGUUAAUCAAAUGAGGACAGGGCACAUGGUAAUUAGUGUUUGUUAAAGAAAAGAGUACAGUUUAUAACAGCAGCGCACUACAGAGAAGAGUUAGAACAGCCUUCUCACAGUCAGGUAUAGAAUUAUAUAGACGUAUAAUUAUAUAGAGGUAUUUUACCCAAUAAGAGUUAGGUUUAAAUUAAUGUGCAGUCUAAUAAUGCAAAAUCUCUGUAUGGGAGAUAAAGGCUUUCUGAUGAUGAAUUGAAACAAUAAAUUACACCUCUU
This is a messenger RNA of Pimephales promelas (fathead minnow), 756 nucleotides long. It is a transcript of the gene smim7, whose product is annotated as small integral membrane protein 7. The record is from RefSeq and is a predicted model, not a curated record. NCBI's taxonomy places the organism in Eukaryota, Metazoa, Chordata, Actinopteri, Cypriniformes, Leuciscidae.